UUUGACUUUCGUCCAUUGGGCAAGGUUCUGCUUUGAGACUUUUGCUCCAAAGGAUAAAAGGACUCAAACUCCGGCGCGGAAUGAUUUAAGAAGGCGGUAGACCCGGGAAUCCAGUCAACCGCCCACAUCAUUACCCAGUAAUAGGUCCUGGUUGCAUUUUCUCAAACAAACCCAACGUCAGUCCUAUUCAGAAGUCACAAUGGUCAACGUCUGGGGAAUCGUCACGCUUGGCCUCGUCGCCAGUGUUAUGGCAUCGCCCAUCGUUUCGGAUGACCCGUCGGCACUCGAUUCCCGAUCUCCCCUCCCCGGCCGCAAUGGUCAGGGCAACAGAGGGCAAUCCAAUCCGGACUGUGGAAAAUACAGCUUUGUUUUCACCGGCUUGCCCUGGGACCAUCCCGCGGUGAAGGCGAGCGGCUUCACCCCGCAGCAGGUCGAAGCCGGGAUCCGGUCAGACAUGAAAGCAAUUGUCCAGGCCGGUUACAACAUCAAAGCCGUGCUCGUGGGGCCCGAGAACCCCAUUGAGGACAUCGCUUCCGAGCUGAGGGGCGUAGAAUGGACGGGAACUGGUGUCGGGUACGGCGUUCGAGGGAACCCCUCCCCGGUUAUCACCCGCCGGUUCAUGGACAUAAUUCAGUUGUACCGGGAACAGGUACCCCGAGCCCCGAUCCUCUUCAACUACUCACCCAAUUCGAGCGUUUGGGCCAUCCAGCAGUAUUUUCCGCUCCCGGCCUCGCUGGACUGCUCGAAAAGGCCUGGGAAGGACCUGGGUAUUGCGAUCCACUGCAAAGCCUGCACUCCCCCAUCGUAA
Colletotrichum destructivum is the source of this 808-nucleotide messenger RNA. RefSeq lists its product as uncharacterized. The record is from RefSeq and is a predicted model, not a curated record. The coding region runs from base 200 to 808 and encodes 202 amino acids. The transcript is spliced from 5 exons. Lineage: Eukaryota; Fungi; Ascomycota; Sordariomycetes; Glomerellales; Glomerellaceae.